UAACGUCUGAGCUAGUUGCGGAAGUGACGUAUGUUCCUCCAGUCAGAGCUCGCAGCGCAUGAUUUUGAACAUCAACAACGCCCCGACGGGAAGUACGCCAGAGAAGAAACGCACACAAAAUACACACAAUUUACGCACUAUCCGUUCUAAAGUCGCCGGUCAAUCGCCUGUGGAUAGCGGCGACCAGCAGUGCGAGGUGUGUGUCGUGUUUGUGAGAGGUUCAGAGGCAUGUUGUGGAGGUGAAGUUUAACCCGUUAAUCUUCUGAGAGAUUCGCGGUCAGCCAUGGUUCGCGAGCGGGUGCAGAAGAAGAGUUUCCAGCAGAGUCUGGACGAAAUCAAGGACAAAAUGAAGGAGAAGAGGAACAAACGCCUCGCUGGGGCUUUAGCGGUCAGCCGCGGCCUGUCGAAGAUGAAGAACCGAAGCUCAGCGACGGUGCAGCCAUUUGUGCUGAAGAGCGUCCAGGAGAACAAUAAAGCUCUCGCCGUGGCGCUGCAGACAGAGCGGGAGAAGGUACGGCAAGCACAGGGGGUCAUUCUGCACCUGAAGAAGGAGAGGCAGGCGCUCGUCUUCCACCUGCUGAUGCUGAAGAGGACGCUUCGAGACCGCACGCCGGCUGAACACGCUCAAGUUUCUCCUCCUAAGGAGACGAUCCCAGCUCAGCCCGUCAGCCCACGGCCGGUUGGUGUGUUUGAGACUGACGUGCAGGAGCCUCUGACUGCAGAGGCUGCUUCGGGGAGCUGUGCUGCCAGACCGGGGUCACUGCCGCCCACUGUGGGAACCAGGAGGAAGAGGCGCUCUGAGGCUGUGAGGAGACGGAGCUCACGCUUGCCCUCCAUCGGGAAAACACACGAGGCUCUCGAUGACCGGCGACAGGACGCGCUCAACACCCAGCCGGAGGAGCAGCGGGUUGCACCGGACGAGCAGAACAGGGAGUUUGAGCUGGAUGUGUCCGAGGUCCAGCACUCGACACCGGAUCCUCCCGUCAGACCGAGCCGAAGGAGGAAACCCACCCAGACCAAACCGGAGCGUGGCCGCAGACCAGACCGGGCCCUGCUGAAGAAACCCUGGGAGAACCCCAAACCCAGAGCGCGCUCCAAAAGCCGUGAGCGUUCCCAGAGCCGGUCCCGAGCGCCGGCCGAGAGCCUCAACUCCUCGCUGGGCGGCAACGACACCUUCGACUUUGACUGUGAGGAGGCCAUUCAUCUGACACCCUUCAGAACCGCACACAAGCCUGCGGACAGACCGAGUGACCCUGCGGAGAGACCGGGUGACCCUGCGGAGCGACCGGGUGACCCUGCGGAGGAAGAGGAGGAGGCCGACAGCAGCUUCUCCGAUGAUGAAGAUGAUUCCCCUUACAUGCCAAAGAGGAAGACCAGAAGGACUCGAAGUUCUCCGGCCAGACGCACUCGGUCCAAACGUCGCUCCGUUCAGGAGAAGAACCGGAACCAGCACUCAGAGAACAACAGGGCUGAGGUGGAAGUGCAUCUCGACACACAGUCGCCGGUCGAUGUUCCUCUCGAGAAUCCCAGCCAAUCACAGCCAAGCCCAGCGCCCCCUGGUGUGUCUCUGGAGUCUCCACUGCCUGUCACGCAUGGAAAGGCGGAGCUUAUGAUGAUUGACUGCCCAAUAUUUCAGUUCCCAAAGUCUGCCAGCAACUCGUCCGAUCGGGAGAACGAGACGCCGGUGGUGAAGAACAGAGGCAGAAGAAGAGGCCGGCUGGUUGUUCACUCAUUUCUGGGCGUGGCUUUGAGUGAUGUGAGCAAUCUCUCCCCCGCAGCCUAUCAGAAGCCGGCGUGUGCUUUGGCCACUCCCCCGACCUCCGCCCCCAGGCGUCGCUGCACCGGAUCUGUGAACUACAAGGAGCCGUCGAUCAGCUCGAAGCUGCGGCGAGGCGAUAAGUUCACGGACACGCGGUUCCUGCGCUCCCCAAUCUUCAAGCCGGCGGCGGCGGCGCGGCGGAGCCUCCAGAAGAGGGAGAUGUACAACGAGUCGUUCGUCGGCUGCCGCUGAGCUCCCGCAAAACUCAGCAAUUCUGUAUUCUUUUAAUUAAGACUUUUAACUGUCAGUUAUAUAAUUGACUGCUUUUAAAUCUCAUGAUUUAAUUGUGAAUAUUAAUAAAGUUUGUCCUCUUCAUUUUCCUAAA
This is a messenger RNA of Pimephales promelas (fathead minnow), 2144 nucleotides long. The record is from RefSeq and is a predicted model, not a curated record. Lineage: Eukaryota; Metazoa; Chordata; Actinopteri; Cypriniformes; Leuciscidae.